Paramecium sonneborni is the source of this 518-nucleotide messenger RNA. The record is from the annotation of a GenBank genome assembly. Lineage: Eukaryota; Ciliophora; Oligohymenophorea; Peniculida; Parameciidae.
AAAUCUUUUAAUAAUGGGAGUUGGUAAACCCAGAGGUAUGAGAGCAGGAAGAAAGCUCAAAGAUCAUAGAAGAGUUAACAGAUGGGCUGACAAAGAAUAUAAUAAGGCUAUGAUUGGAUCAAGAUAUAAAAAUCCAUUUAUGGGUGCAUCACAUGCUAAAGGUUUAGUUGUUGAAAAAAUUGGAGUGUAAAUAUAAUUUUAUAAACUCUAUCUAGUGAAUCUAAAUAACCAAACUCUGCUGUCAGAAAGUGUGUUAGAGUUUUAUUGAAAAAGAAUGGUAAAAAAAUAUCAGCCUUCGUUCCUAAGGAUGGUUGCUUAAAUUUCUUAAAUGAAAAUGAUGAAGUUACAGUAGCUGGAUUCGGAAGAAAGGGACAUGCAGUUGGUGAUAUUCCAGGGGUCAGAUUUAAGAUUAUUGCAGUUAAAGGAAAGUCACUUUUGGCUUUAUGGCUAGGAAAAGUAGAAAAAUGAGCAAACCAUUAGCUAUUUAUCAGUAUAUUAACAAUUACAUAAUCAUAUGC